UCUAUCCAUCUCGGUGUGGCAUGACCCCCGUCUGGAGGAGGUCCCUCACCCCUGACUGUGGCUCUGCCCCGGGGGCGGAUCACAGCGGAGCAGGUGCUGCCGAGGCUCUAGCGCCGCCUUCACUCACUCCACUGCGGCUCACUCAGCGCUCUCCACCGCUGCGCCGCCGCCGGACCAACGCCAUGGAUUUACUCCAGCUCUAAAUGCGUGGCCAAUACGCUUUUCUUCAGUUUUAAGGUAUGAGCCAUGAGCCAAAGUCUCCAUCAUUAAGCAUGAUUUCGGCAGCACCAUGCAGCAUGGCGACUGUAAGCCCCCUCACUCCCAUCAGCGGAGCAGUGGUGGCCAAUGGGAGCCCCGCGGCCCAGUCUGCACACUCGGGAUUCGCCGCCGCUCUCCGCAAGCUCGCCAAACAGGCCGAAGAGCCACGAGGUUCCAUUAGUAGCGAGUCAUCACAUGUGUCCUCUCCGGUGACCAAUCACAUUUCUCCUGUCAGUACACCUAAGCGGGUUGCCAUGGGUACGAGUCUGGUCCCACCCACAGGCACCCCUCCUGUGGUCACCAUCGCCCCGACUAAAACUGUCAAUGGCUUCUGGAGGUCUGAGGGGCGCCAGGCUGAUGCAGGAUUAAGAUGGUCCGGUCAGGAGCGUUUGGCCCCCGAUCGGCCUUUACCAGGCCAGGAGAAGCCUUCCCUCUCCUUCUCUCUCCCGCCGUACCUGGGUUCAGCCCAUCCCUUCAGCGUGGCCCCGAGUGCUCUGGUGCAGGACCCGCGUCUGCAGACCCACUUGUCCCGGCAGGUUCCUCAUAUGCUGCUAGCAGGGGCUCAGGAUGAGUAUGUUCGGGAUGGCUUUCGCCCGUACGCCUCCGCUGAUGAGCUGCGCGUGCCUUUAGGGCUCCCUCUAGGGCUCAGCCAAGGAACUGCAGCUGAAGCUCUGGCGUACUUUCACUCAGGAUAUUUGCCUCACCCCUCGCUCGCAUCAUACAGGAUGGAGGACUAUUACAGUCUGUCUGCCCUGCGCUCACAUUACUACCCGCUUCCAGAGGGGGUUAAACCUCUUGCUGAGUGUAUUCCUCUGGUUCCUGUCGAGAGUGUUGCAUCUCACACCAUUCAUAUGUGUGUGUGUGUUUCGACCCUCCGCAGGCUGCAGAUGGAAGAGGAGCUUCGCCAGCAGGAGAGGGAGCGAGAGCGAGAGCGAGAGAAGGAGCGGACACGUGAAAUCGAACGAGAGCGGCAGUGGGAACAGGAGGUGCAGAGAGAGAAGCAACGAGAGCUGGAGAUGAAAAAAGAGCGAGGCAGAGACGUCCAGGCGGUCAAGGCCAUGGAGAAACGCCAUCUGAGUCUGGAGCCGAUGGCCAACACACACUCGAUCUCUCAGCCUUAUCUGUACACACACCGGCAGCCCGUGAAGGAGCGAGGCAGGCUGGAGGAGAGACUCGCUGCUAACAGAGCCGACAAAACCAAAGAAACGCCGCUGUUCACGCCUCAGUCCGGUCCAUACUCAUCCUCAGGAGGUCUUUCAUCCAUCUCAACCUCAGGUCCCGGCCUCUCCUCAAGCGUGCAGUUUGGGAAGAGCCACCGGCCCAUGGUGUCUCCCAUGAUGCUCCAGCGGCAGGAGGAGGACAGAUGGCUCGGCAGACAGAGAGCACUGAAGGUGGAGAGAGCGGACAGACACGGCCAGGAGUUUCAGCAGCAGGAACCAACAGAUCAGAGAGAGAUUCACAGGUUUGGCGCGGGUGUCAGAGACAUACCUCCGCCUCUGGGAGCUCCGCCGCCUCUCAUCACCCCCAAACCUCUUCCUCGGGACCAGCACCCCUCUCCUCCCGCACCCAGCAGCUUCUGGAACCCCGUCUCCCUCCUCCGCUCGCCCUCCGACCGCCCUCUGUCCCACAUCCACCCUUACUCAGGCCACAGCAGACCAAAACCUCCAGAGGAGGACGUCAGGCGGGUCAGUGGCCAGAGCCAGCAGAGGCCCGCCUCCUCCCAGUCAGACAGCAGGCCACCCCAGGGGCCGGCUCUGGACAGGACAGACCCCAUGAUGGUGUACGACCAGGCUCUCCAGCAGCACAGGAGACUCGUCAGCAAGCUUGACCUGGAGGAGAAGAAACGCAGCGAAGCCAGAGAGAAAGGUUAUUACUAUGAAUUAGACGACUCUUAUGAUGAGAGCGAUGAGGAGGAAGUUCGAGCUCAUCUGAGAAGAGUCGCUCAGCAGCCUCCUCUCAAACUGGACGCGUCUUCAGAGAAGACAGAGUUUCUGUGUUUGUUUGGACUGACGACGCUCUCUAAGCGCGAUGAGCUGCUGGAGAUGAAGAGGAGGAAGAGGAGGAGGAUGCUGCAGGAGCGAGUCCCUUCACCCUCAGCAGUGCCGAAUAAACGUAAGACUCCAUCUCCUCCUCAUCCUCCGCUCAGCACACGCUUCACUCCGGAGGAGAUGGACCGCACGGAGGAGCUGGACGACAAGAAACACUUCCUCAGCAUCUUCAGCCUCAGCCAUGUCAGUCAGGAAGAAAGACAAAAGAAUAAGAAGAUCAUGGACGUGCUGGAAGCCAUCAAACAAAAGACUGUUACCCUGGACACCCUCAGAUAUGCUACAGAUACGCCCUGUUCCAGCCCGGCCACUUCAGUGUCUGCUGUCCCGCAUCUCAAUCAGUCAGUCAGUAAUGUUCACCCUGAACCCCAAAAUCACUUGUCCGAAAACCAUCACCUGCCUCUAGACCCACCACCACUGGCUCCUCUCCACGCUCAAGGCCAACCCAACCUGACGUCCCCGAGCAGAAGAGACCCGAGCCUGCAGGCCAGCGCUCCGCAGCCCCUCGCCCGACCCAAAGACCCGCCACCGAAACCCCCCAGCUGGGAGCGAAUAAACUCUGAGGAGUUCACACAACACUUCCACAAGUCCGUGCUGCAGUCCUCUCAAACAUCCCAGCAGAAACAGAAAGGUGGAGCGAGUGAGCAGUUUGAGCCUCCUGCGCUUCCACCUCCAGGCCUCCAGAGGGCAGUAAACAAACUCCCUAACGGCCAGAGCAAUGGCCACUCCUGCCAUAUAUCAGCCCAACGUGAGUCUCCAGGCGUGAGGAACGACUUCUCAGCCGAGGAGGGCAUCAGUUCGGAUGAAGACGAGGAAGAGGAGUCGUUCGGUCCCAGAUGGAGGGGGAUUGAGUCGAUAUUUGAGGCGUACGGGGAGUACAUGGAGGAGAAAAGUAUCGAGCAGAAAGUUCUCCAGAGCGAGUGUAGACGUCUGGAGACGCAGCAUUACAAUCUCACUCUCACAGCCGAACAGCUUUCUCAUAGCAUGAGGGACCUAUUGGCUCAGAAGCACAACCUGGCGUUGAAGAGAGAUCGUAUGCAGGCCGAACUGGAGCACAUCAAGAAAUGUUUGACAUUGCCAUUAUUACACUGGCACAGAGGAUACUACAAGAGACCCUCACCGAGGUGACCUGAAGAUGGACGACAGCACGAGCCACAGAGAUCAACAUCUACUGAACGUGUGAUGAUUUCAGCUUUGGCAUGAGAAAGAUACACAAGCUAAUGCAAUCUCUGACGCCUCACUGUGACUCACUGCACUACAAGUCCAACCACUAGAUACAACAAAACAGGCAUUCAGCAGCAAUCGAAAUAUCCAUUACUUGACGUACGGAUUAAAUCUGACUGGACUUUUGCCAAGAGGUGCAUAAACCCAAGCCAGAGCUGGAUAUGCCCUUAAUAUUGAUCUCUCCUAUAUUUGGUGCAAAACUCUUCUACUGGACGAUGAGCUGAUGUGGAACUGAGUUUAAAUGUUUUCAUAUUUAUACAGUUUUUAAAAGAAUAUGAUUGUGUAAAAUACUGUCAAAUCACAUUUUUGUAUGUUUUUAUUCUUAAUGGUUAAUUAUAAAAAGGACUGUAAUUUGAAAUCUAAAUAUUUUAAUGCUUUUUGCAGGGGGAAAAAUGUGUUGAUAAGGUACUGCUGGUCAGAAAUGUUGGUGGAAGAAAAAAUGAAGUGGGUUGAAUUGAGUUUUCAUUUCAGAAUCUCUUCAGAGGCUUUAGUUUAUUAAAUGUAGUUGUCAGAUAGUCAUGAGAGUGUUUGUCUAGGACAGUGUUUCUAUAUGUUUUGUUAUUCUCUCUUCGUCUCCCACCAAACCAAAAUUACAACGCCAUAUAUAUUAUCCACCAGUACACGGCUAUUUGAAAAUAGACACUAAAAUAAACCGAUCCAGUGUGAGAAUUAAUGACAAAUGGCAUAUAAUAGUUAACAGACCAGCAGUUCAUUUACAUUCAAGUAUGAAGUCAAUCAAUCGUGAUUCAUUAUCAAAAAAAUCUAAAUUAUUAUGUAUAAAAUAAUAGAAAUAAACGCAAACGAAAUAGAAUACCCAAUGUAGCAAGUGCAAUAUUUAAGUAAUGGCAAUUAUUAAAAUUACGAUACAAUAAUCAACUGCAUAUUAUUACAUAUUUUGUUUAAUUUAGAAAUUGAAUUGAUAUCUGAAUCACUUCUAAGAUGAUUAUGAAAUGCUACUAAUGGACCUUAUAAAAUAACAUUCUGUUAAACAUUAUAUGCUUAUUUAAUACUGUCUGUUAUGGAUUUAUUAUAGUCAUGGAAGUAAUUAUAAAGGGUUACCCAAAUGUUUUUAUGAAUAACUUGGCCAAUAUGUUUUAAUUUUCAGCCUAGCUGCCAUGAGAAGAAUCAUUUUAUAUAGAAAUUAGUGCCACUCUGAUUUGUACAGCAGCAGCAACUGAAA
This is a messenger RNA of Cyprinus carpio (common carp), 4707 nucleotides long. It is a transcript of the gene gse1a, whose product is annotated as Gse1 coiled-coil protein a. The record is from RefSeq and is a predicted model, not a curated record. The transcript is spliced from 16 exons. Lineage: Eukaryota; Metazoa; Chordata; Actinopteri; Cypriniformes; Cyprinidae. The coding region runs from base 240 to 3431 and encodes 1063 amino acids.